This is a messenger RNA of Medicago truncatula (barrel medic), 1051 nucleotides long. RefSeq lists its product as uncharacterized. The record is from RefSeq and is a predicted model, not a curated record. The transcript has a single exon. Bases 200 to 796 code for a protein of 198 amino acids. NCBI's taxonomy places the organism in Eukaryota, Viridiplantae, Streptophyta, Magnoliopsida, Fabales, Fabaceae.
GCACAACUUAGAUAUUGGAUCAAUUUUAUAUAAUACACUAUGUUAGUGCUCAAGAAUAAGAGCAGCUUCCUGGAAAGCAUUUCCAGUUUACUUUUUGCACACUAUAUAAUACAUCAUAUACAACACAACUCAAACUCAAACAAACAUCUUAAACAUAUAACUAGACAAAUUCCUAUUUAGCUAUACUCUCAAUUUUUCGAUGGAUCCAUCCCACAUAUCUGCUUAUGCAAACUUCAGUUUUGAACUGAGAAUCAUUCAAGCCCGAAAUAUUGAAUCCGUCAAAUCUACGAAAAACUUAUUUGCAAGGUUAUAUCUUCCAACGGGAAACAACAAAAGAAUUCAACUAAACAGCAAAAGUGUUUCCACCAAAUCAGUGCCCUUUUGGGAUGAGUCUUUUAAUCUAGAUUGUUCUUGCCCCCAAGAAUUCUUGGAAAACCUUAAUCAACAAAGCCUGGUGUUGGAGCUAAGGCAAAGGAAGAUGUGGGGGUCACAACUUAUUGGGAAAUGUGAGAUUCCAUGGAAAGUGAUUCUUGAAUCAAAAAACAUGGAGUUAAAAAAAUGGUUGAAGAUGGAUUUGGUGAGUGGCAGUGAUUUCAAAGAGGGUAUGUUCAUAACGCCAGAAGUGGAAGUGGAGAUUAAAAUAAAAGUAGCCUCGGUUGCUGAGAUGGAGAAGCAAAAUAACAGGAGAUUGAAUAAUUGGAAUGAGUGUGGAUGCAAAAACGGCCAUGACCAUCGUGCUUGGUGCUGCGCAGAAGAGUGUGAUAUAUUUGCGUUUGGCGCUUUGGAGGCUUUUUAGUUUUGAUGCAAGAUUAUGCUACGUAUAUAGGCACUAACAUCAACUAAUUAGCUUAUCAUUAUAAUAGAUUGAUUUUUUUGACAAAAUUAUAGUGGAUUAAUUCUAAAUUGUUAGAGUUUCCUUAAUUCUCCAUGCCCACUCUAAGUUGACUUUGCAAACUCAUUAGCUUUUAAUUUUGCAUGUUGGAAUUGUAAGUAAAGUUUUAAGGUUUUUCUGAAUUAAUUUAAUGAUUACCAAAAUCAGCUUAAUAAGAAA